Cherax quadricarinatus is the source of this 1674-nucleotide messenger RNA. NCBI's taxonomy places the organism in Eukaryota, Metazoa, Arthropoda, Malacostraca, Decapoda, Parastacidae. The record is from RefSeq and is a predicted model, not a curated record.
UUUAAUUUGAGAUCAAGAGAGACAUUAGUUUCAAUUGUGUGAUCAAGAAGGUGAGAUUUGUGGCCAGGACUACCGUAAUUCUUACUUAGGAAGAGCAACUUUAUGCCAACCAAGCUUCCUCAAACCCCGAGGAUAACUAUUAAUAUGCUUUCAAGCCCCAGUGGACCAGGUUUAUGUUUUAUUCAUCAUUACUGGCCAGUUUUACUGCUGAAGUGUGGAAGAUGUCUCUGGUUGGUAAAGUUCUCGCUUCACAAGACGGGGGACCCGGGUUCGAUUCCUGUCGGGGUGGAAAUAUUUCGACACGUUUCCUUACACCUGUUGUCCUGUUCACCUAGCAGCAAAGUGGACAAUAGUCCAAAUAACAGCACAGAGUGGUGAGAGUGUAACUUCCAGAAGAUUGGCACUCUCCCUUCCACCCCUGGACUGUACAUAUCCCGCUGCACAUGUGGUCUGCAACCAGUUGUAACUGUGCAGUGUGUUGUUAUGAGUAUGGAGGUGGCCUGGUUGCGACACUGGUGCUGCUUGUUAGUUGGCUCUCUUGACACUCAUGAUCAGUGCCUCCUGGAGGAAACUACUGCUCGUAUACUAGCUAACUGCAAGGUACCCCUCGCGGACAAUCAGAAGCAACUGCUGCAGUAUAUUAUUAGCUGCCCAUUACCAUUGGAAAAAAAGAACGGAUUGGAACUAGACUUCUCUGUUAAUGUGCGUGCAAGUGUAGCAUCCUUACUUAGUGCAUCGGUGAAAAGUCAUUGUGUCAAACACCUCUAUGCUGCUAUCCAGAAAGAGGAAGCAACGUUGGAGCGAUUGCAACGAGCUCAGAGACAUCCAGUAAUACUUGUUCUGGACAAGAGCAUUGUCUCACUACCAUGGGAGAUGAUGUGGAUCUUAAGAGAUCAGCCAGUCACUAGGAUGCCAAGUAUUUGUAUGCUAUUGCUGUUAUAUCAGCAUCACUCUUGCCGACGUUCAAGUGUCCUAGUUCAAGGUAUUGAUUCAAAAGGCUUUGAUCUGUUGGAUCCAGAUAACAACUUGCCAAGAACACAAGAACGUUUAAAGUCUGUGUUUGACGAGACUGGCUGGCAAGGUAUUACACCUCGCAGACCUACUCACCAGGAAUUCAGAGAUGCUAUCACUAACCAAGAUUUAUUUGUGUAUUCUGGUCAUGGCUCAGGUAGUCAGUACAUGCCAGGUGAACUGGUUGAAGGAGUUGAUUGCAGGGCAUUGGUUCUGCUCUAUGGUUGUGCUUCCGUACGCCUAGCACCCUGAGGACGAAUUCCAGACCUGUGGGGGGUUGUUCUCAACUACUUAAUAGCAUACAGAAUUUCAGAUAAAGAGAUGUGGACCUGUAUAAUGAUUAUAAUCUGUAUAUGUUGGCCCUCGAACACAGCCCUCCUUCUCACUCUGUCUGUCUUCACCCCAGCAGUGGGCGGGCAGGGUUCAAUGGAUGAAGAGGAUUGGGAGGUGGAAAUAAGAGAAGGUAUUUCAAGAAAGAUGGAGAGAGGUAACAAGCAGGAUUCAGAGGGAGUAGAUGCAGGAGGAGUAGAAGUUGGAAAAGAGUAUGUCAACAUUAUGGAAGCAAAAAAAGAUGAGAAGAAGGGCAGUGAGGCUCCGUUCCCACAACUUGUCUCUGUCUCAUUCAACACUCCUUCAUCAUCACAUGUCUAUGCAGCUCCAUAA